UCAAGUUUCAGGUCAGAGAAAGAACGCCAAAAUCAGACAUCAUUAUGUCAAAAAAUUGCAAGACUUUGAAGUUCCCCAAGUCCACGGCCACUCGCCGAGAAUUGCCAAUUCAUCCCUCCCCGCUGAAUUUUUGCAGGAAAUUUCAGGGAAUCUUCAAUUUUGACUAUUGAAUAUGAUCAUCAAUGAGCUGACCCAAAUGGGUUCUUUUCAAUAUUACUCAGGAAGAACAAACCCAUCUCAGAAAUUUCUGUUCUUGGAUUUUCUAGAGGGCAAGAGGUAAAGGCUCCAUGGAGGAACUGUUGUGGCGGAAUCUCCUUCGUGAUAUCUCUUCGUUCUUCUCUUUAUCAGCAUGUGGCAACUUUUGCUCACAAUCAGUGCAUUAUCAAAAGAUUGAAGAGAUAUUAAAACUGCUAAAGCCAAUAGCUGAUUUAAUUCUUGACUCGAGCAUAGUGCCUAAUGAACAGCGUAUCAAGGUCCUAGAACAACUUGUCCAUUCAAUAAAAGAGUGUUCAUAUCUUUCCGAGAAGUGGCAUCCAUUGGCAAGCAGGAUAUAUCUUGUUAUCCAAGCCGAGUUAUUGGUGAAAAAUAUCCAGACGUCCAUCUUGGAAAUUGUCCAGUUGCUGAAAGACUUGCCUCCAUUUAAUUCUGCAGAGUUGAUCCCAAAAUGUCUCGAGAAUUGCUUUGAAAAAGUUAAGAACAUGGAAUGUGAAUCUACAUGUACAUUCAUUUCUGAAUCCUUGAAGAAACAAUCAAGCAGCCAUGUAUUACAGAGAACAGAAAUUGCAGAACGCCUAGGCUUAAAAUCAAACCAGGAGAUCCUUAUUGAGGCAGUGGCUCUUAAGAAGUUGAAAGAAAAUGCUGGGAAUGAUGCCGAAAUGGAUUAUCUUGAACAACUGAUUACUCUUCUCACUCGUAUGCAUGAUGACCUUUUGAUGUUGGUGCAGUCCAAGACUGGCUUGCCUGAUUAUAUCUGUCCUCUUUCUCUCGAGAUGAUGACAGAUCCUGUGAUUGUUUCCUCUGGAGUAACCUACGAACGCGUUUACAUCAGGCAUUGGCUUGAUCUUGGUCUUACUGUAUGUCCGAAGACCAGGCAGACAUUGGUUCACCUAAAUUUGAUCCCUAAUUAUACUUCCAAGGCACUCAUUGCUAACUGGUGUGAAAAGAAUAAUGUGAAACUGCCUGACCCCAUGAAGUCAGUCAAUGGGCAAAACAUGGUUAAUUUAAGGGAUAUUGUAAAACUUGAUGCAGAUUCCAAAGUGAAGAGGUUGGUUGAAGACCUCAAAAACAAGUCAAGUGAAAGCCUACGAGAAGCCACAGAUCAACUGCUACUGUUUCUGAUGCAAAACAUGGAUAACAGAAUUAUAUUUGCAAAUUUUGGGGGCAUAAGAUUAGUGGUUAACCUGCUUUAUUCUAAUGAUGUACAGACUCAAGAAAACGCUGUAACUGCUCUUCUGUACUUGGCAGUUAAUAAUGGCAACAAAGUUGCUAUUGCAGAUGAAGAUGCAAUAGAACCCCUUAUCUACAUUCUAGAGGUGGGGACCCCUAAGGCCUGCGAAAACUCAGCAGCCACACUGUUUUGCCUCUCAAUGAUUCCUGUAAACAAGUUGAGAAUAGGAAGGUUGGGGGCUGUUGUUCCUUUAGUUGAAUUGUUAAGGAAAGGGAGUCCUCAGGGAAAGAAUAAUGCAGUCAUUGCUUUGUUUAAUCUGUCCAUUUCUCAUGAGAACAGGGUGAGGAUUGUUCAGGCCGGUUGUGUAAGGUUUCUAGUUGAAUUACUGAACAUUCCUUCCGCAGGUAUGGCUGACAAGGCCGUUGCUGUUUUAGAAAAUCUGGCUAAGAUUUCCGAGGGGAGAACAGCCAUUGGCCAGGCUGGAGGUAUCCGUGCAUUUGUUAAUACGGUGGAGCUAGGUUCACCAAGAGCCAAAGGGAAUGCAGUUUCUGCACUUGUGCAGCUUUGUACCUUCAGCAGCAUAUGGUUUGCUACUAUGAUUCAGGAAGCAGCCGUACCUCCAUUAGUAUCCCUUGCGCUUUCAGGGGUAGGGACCCCUAGAGCCAAACGGAAGGCUGCAGAGCUGCUCAGUUACAUCAGAACACAGCGGCAUAAUAUUAUCAGAAUUCCCCUCAAUUGCAUCAGAAAUCAGCGAUUCAUAAGAUCUUAGCCGUUCAUUUUUGUAUGAUUAAUCUAAGCCACCUAAAUUUAUUUAAAACAUAAAAAUGACUUUGGGUU
Spinacia oleracea (spinach) is the source of this 2224-nucleotide messenger RNA. RefSeq names its product U-box domain-containing protein 4. Lineage: Eukaryota; Viridiplantae; Streptophyta; Magnoliopsida; Caryophyllales; Amaranthaceae. The coding region runs from base 288 to 2156 and encodes 622 amino acids. Gene Ontology annotation, molecular function: ubiquitin-protein transferase activity; protein binding. The record is from RefSeq and is a predicted model, not a curated record. The transcript has 6 exons. Gene Ontology annotation, biological process: protein ubiquitination.